AGUACAUGGUCGGAUUCCGUUCAAAAAUCUCAAUCCGAUUCAAGGUCGGCGCUUGAUAUCUAUCACGUAAAAACACUUUUCGGAGAUGGCCGAAAUGGAAGGGGUUGUUGUCUUGUUACUUCGGAACUGCCCGGAAUAGUACGGAAAACAUCGAAGCAAUUCGGUGGAGUUUGGCGUUUUUUCCGCUGUGGUGUUUUCGCAAUUCACAGUCGCAAAACCAUCGUUUUGCAAGACAUCCUCAAGUUCCCCUGGUAACAGUGUACGGCAUAUGGAAGAUGGCGGAAGGUGAAAAAACAGUGAACGCACUGGAGCUCAGUUUGAAAUGGCGGGAGUUGGUGGACUGUGGCCCAGAUGUCCUGCAGUACCUGGUGGUGCAGGUGCCCCAAAUUUACUGCCUGAAGGCAGAGCCCCAGCCCCAGGAGGAGGAGCUGGCAGUUAGCCGGCUGUUGCAGCCUCUGGAGUGGUUCCUGUUUGGCGAGGACCCACGUGCUGCCCUGGAGAAGUUACAGCAGGGCAGUGGCUCGUCACAACUGUGUGGCCGUGUCUUCAAGGAAGGGGAGACCACAUACUCGUGCAGGGACUGUGCGAUAGAUCCCACAUGUGUGCUGUGUAUGGACUGCUUCCAAAACAGUGUCCACAAGGGCCAUCGCUACAAGAUGCACGCCUCUUGUGGCGGGGGCUUCUGUGACUGCGGAGACCUUGAGGCCUGGAAGACGGGCCCCUGCUGCACCAAGCACGACCCAGGGGCCGCAGUAGCCAUGGAGACGGACGGGGACUGCGUCCUGGAGGCAGACCUGCAGGAGCGCGCUCGGAAGCUUUUCCAGAUACUGCUGCGCUACAUGGCCGACCUGCUGGUGUGGGAGGAGAGCUACGAGCUGCCGUCUGAGCUACAGCCCAGCGUGAAGGAAGACGCAUAUUACUGCGUGCUCUACAACGAUGAGCACCACUCGUACGACCAUGUGAUCUACACGCUCCAGCGCUCGGUGCAGUGUGACCGACAGGAGGCGCAGACACACACCACCCUCAUCGACAAGGAGGGGCGCAGAGCUGUUAAGAGAGGCAGUCGUCAGUCCUGUCAGCAAGCAAAGUCUCUCAUCCAGUCCAAUUCAGAGCACAUCUCCCUGCAGCCUUUGCGUGUGGAGAUCCUGCACUCCGCUGUCAUGGCUCACCAAAGCUUUGCCAUGCGGCUGGGGGCCUGGUUCCAGCAGGUCAUCGGCUACUCAGUGGGGUUCAGGCAGGUGUUCUGCCAGGUUGCUCUGGAGCCCAGCCCAGCCUCGGACCAGCCCAGCCUCAUCAGCCGCCUGAUGCUGCACGACGCACGGCUCUACAAAGGAGCCCGGAAGGUGGUCCACGAGUUAAUAGUCUGCAGCCUGUUGAUGGAGACGGAAUACAAAAGGCUUUUUGCCAUCGAGUUCACCAAGCAUUACAAACAGCUGCAGAAGGACUUCAUCAACGACGACCAUGAGAGGAACAUCUCUGUCACGGCCCUGUCGGUACAGAUCUUCACCGUGCCCACUCUGGCCAGACAGCUGAUGGAGGAAGGGAACGUCAUCACGGUGAUCGUGGACACCGUGAUGGAGAUGCUGUCCGAGCACCUGGACGCCCACAACCGCUUCCACUUCCAGGGAUACAACUCGGACAAGCUCUCGAGGAUCCAGAGUGUCUUCCAAGACCUCAGGUAUAUUCUGAUCAGCAAGCCCGCCGUGUGGACCGACGAGCUCCGGACACAGUUCAUGGAGGGCCUUCGCACGUUUCUGGGAAUGCUGGCCUGUAUGCAGGGCAUGGAGGAAGUGAAGCGGCAGUUUGGCCAGCACAUCGAGGUGGAGCCAGAAUGGGAGGCGGGUUUCUCCAUCCAGAUCCAGCUGCGGCACAUCUACUCCAUGUUCCAGGACUGGUGCGCGGCUGACGAGGAGGUGCUGUUGCUGGCCUUCAGAGAGUGCCACGCCGCACUGAUGCGCUGCAAUAGCCAGCCCUUCACCAGCGAGCCAGUCGACUCCUACAUGUGCAAACACAUCCUGCACUCCCGGCCCUACAAAGUGUCCCAGGAGCCUGUCAGCGUCCACCUGCCCAUCUCCAGGCUGCUCGCUGGUCUUUACGUCCACUUGUGCAGGACCGGGGCGGUGAAACGUCUCCAUGAAUACGUAGACCAGAAAUCGUGUGACUUUGCGUAUUUCGCGGAGCUCCCCCUGCGCUGCAUCGUGCUGGCCGCUCAGGUCUCCGCCGAAAUGUGGCGUCGGAACGGACUGUCGCUCGUCAGCCAGAUGUACUAUUACCAGGAUGUGAAAUGCAGAGAUGAGAUGUUUGAUAAGGACAUCAUCAUGCUUCAGAUCGCAGCUUCGAAGAUGGACCCCAACGACUUUCUGAUGCUUGUCUUGCAACGAUUUGAGCUGUUUGAUGUUUUUAACGGGAGCUGCUCUAGUAAAGAUCAGGAGCUCUUGAAACAGUGGAACAGGCUGACUGAGGAGAUGCUUCAUCUUCUGAUCAUGGUCAUAGGUGAGAGGUAUGUUCCGGGCAUCAGUCAGGUGACCAAGGAGGACGUGACCAUGAGGGAGGUGAUCCACCUGCUAUGCAUCGAGCCCAUGGCCCACAGCAGCUUGGUCAAGGGCCUACCGGAGAACGAGAGUCAUGAAACUGGUCUUGAAAAUGUUAUUCCUAAAGUUUCCACUUUUAAGAAGCCGGGAGUCUCGGGCCAUGGCUUGUACGAGGUGAAGAAGGAGUGUCUUCAGGAAUUCAACCCCUUCUUUUACCACUAUACUAAAUCCCAGCACAGCAAGGCUGAAGAUGCUCAGAAGAAGAGGCGGAAUCAGGAGGGUAGCGAUAAAGCUCUGCCGCCCCCGGUUCCGCCUGCGUUCUCCCCGGCGUUCUCCAACAUCGUGCGCCUGCUCAACAGUGACAUCCUGGUGCAGAUUCUGCGGAGGGUUCUGCUGAAAGCCCUGGAGGACCGGGUCACGCAGUGGACUGAGGCCAUGAUCCACAGGGCCCUGCACCUGAUUGGCCAAGGCCUUCUGGAGGAAAAGGCCCAGCUGGAAGCCAGCCGGGAGGAGGAGGUGGCCUUUGACUUCAGCCUCAAGGCCAAGAGGAUCGGCUCAGAGCAUGGCAAGUCCCUUUUCCAUAUCCUGUCCAAGCUGAAGUCGCUCGCCGCCCUGGAGGCCCAGAAGGACAUGAUCAAGUGGACUCUGCAGGUUUUUGAAACUGUAAAGUGCCUCCGGGAGAAGUCCACCCCCCACACCUCCAUGAGUAUGGACCAUACCAGGCCAGAGGAGAGUGUCCAUGACAAGGAGAAAGCUGAGCGGAAGCGAAAAGCAGAGGCAGCCAAGCUCCACCGUCAGAAGAUCAUGGCCCAGAUGUCGGCCAUGCAGAAGAACUUCAUCGAGACCCACAAGAUGCUCUACGAGAACAUGCCAGAGACUGGGGGCCAGGGGGAGCCCUCGGUCUCCACUGUGAGCUUUGCCAUGGAGCUGGGCGAGUCGCGGGUGGCGGUGGGGCCCCAGCGCGGUGUAACGGUGCCUGAGAGGGAGCUGCUGACCUGCAUCCUGUGCCAGGAGGAGCAGGAGGUACAGGGCAAGGCCCCCGCCAUGGUCCUGACCGCGUGCGUUCAGAGGUCCGCCGUGCUGACGCAGUGCCGGGGCAAGACCCUGCCUAACACAGAAACCUACGACCCCCUCUUCAUGCACCCAGACUUGGCCGUGGGGACCCACACAGGCAGCUGUGGCCAUGUCAUGCACGCCACCUGCUGGCAGAAGUAUUUCGAAGCGGUGCAGAACACCACGCGGAACCGGCUCCACGCGGACCUGAUCAUCGAUCUGGAGAACGGCGAGUACAUGUGUCCCCUCUGCAAGUCCCUCUGCAACACCGUGGUUCCUCUCAUCCCCCUGGUGCCGCUCGCCCUCAGCUAUGAGAGUGCAGAGCUGGUGGGCCAGUUCCUCACCCUCCCUCGCUGGAUCCAGAUCAUCCAGGCCCGGGUCAGUGGGCUUCAGUCCCUCUCCCAGGGGAACGAGGGCAAAGACGCGGAGGCCCAGCUCUUCGGGGAAGGCCAGGCAGACUUCAGGUCCAUCCUGAGCUUCGGCGUCCAGGCCCCCACCAAGUAUUCAGACAGCAUCACGGAGAUGCUGGUGGUGUGUGCCACCACAGUACACCGCGUGGGCCUCAAGAUGGCGCCCAACGAGCUGGACCCGCGGGUGCCUAUCAUGUCCUGGAACACCUGUGCCUUCACCAUUCAGGCCAUUGAUAACAUGCUGCAGGAAGAGGAGAAGGCUCUAUUCGGAUCCUUACAAUACAGACAGCAUGCCGGCCUGAGGGCAGUGGUCCAGUUCUCUGCCGCACAGAGACUGAAGUGCCCUCAGGCAGUCAUCCAGAAGCACUUCAUCGGGAUGCUGGCAGCUCUGCUACCCGUCAAGGGUGUGGAAGGAACUCCCUCUAUCCUGGAAGUGGACUGCUUCCACCUCCUGGUGGGGCUGGUUCUGGCGAUUCCAGCACUCUACCAGGAGGAGGCGGUAGACCUGCAGCCCUCCGCCAUCAGCUCGGCCUACAACCACCUCCACCUGCUCCAGCUGGUCACCAUGGUGCACGUGCUGCAGAUCCUGCUCUCCUGUCAGGACACGACAGGGGUGAUGGGAGGAGAUGAGGGAGAGCAGGAGAAAUCUGCCGCUGAGCUGUACAGGAUCGUUUCCCAGUACACUGAAGGGCUGAAGGCGGAUGUGCCUGGCUGCUUUGUGGUAGACAAAGUGAGAAGAGGCGUGGUCUCCUUCCUGCGCUGUGCCGCGCUCUUCUUCAAUUGCCUUUUAGGAGUGCCGCCCCCAGAGGACCUCUCCAGUACUGCAGUGUCCGCUGAUGUUCAGUUAGAGGCACUCUGCAGUUAUCUGGCAUUGCCCUCCAACUUGUUCCAGCUCUUCCAAGAACACAAGGAGACUGUUUCCCCUUUAUUGCAGAGGUGGUGUGGGAACCCAGCAAUUUCCAAAGCACUGAAAGGAGAGAUUCCAUUGAUUAUGUAUCCAAGGAAACAAAACCGGUUAAUAGAUCUUCCAGAGGACUACAGUGCUCUGCUCAAUCAGGCCUGUCACUUUCAGUGCCCCAAGUCGUCGGACGAGGACAGGAAGCACCCGACCCUGUGCUUGUUCUGCGGGGCCAUGCUGUGCUCCCAGAGCCCCUGCUGCCACGAGAAGCUGGACGGGGAGGAAGUAGGGGCCUGCACCGCCCACGCUGCCACCUGUGGGGCCGGAGUGGGAAUGUUCCUCAGGAUUCGGGAGUGUGAGGUGGUUCUGAUGGCCAGUAGGACCAGAGGGAGCACGUACCCCGCCCCCUACCUGGACGACUAUGGCGAAACAGACCCUCAGCUCGGGCGGGGGAACCCUCUGCACCUCUCUCCGGAGCGUUACCGCAAGCUGCACCAACUGUGGCAGCAGCACUGCGUCCUGGAGGAGAUCGCCCGGAGCCUGGAGGUGGUCAGCGUCAUGUUCGCCCUGGAGUGGCAGAUGCUCUGACCGCGGAGAGGAAGCCAGAGGCGAAGGAAGACUCCGUGAGCCGCUCCCAGCGUGACACCCCCACUGUUCUUUGCGCCUGCCGCGUUCGGUUAGGCCUGGAGAGCGGGGGAACCGGGCAGGGCGAGGGAGAGAAGGAACCGGAAUGAAGGGCCUCCUGUCUAAACACCGGGCCUGGCUCCACAACAGGCCUCGGCGGGACAAUCGAAACUUUUUCUUCUUCGGGCAAGCGGCCAACCCCCUCACGUGAAGCUCGUUCACAAACCUCAUUCACCCCCCACCCGUUUCCCUGCUGCCUACCCGCGCGAUACAUGUCCACCUCCAGGGGGCGCUGUGAAUCAUCUGAGGAUUUGACAUGGUUUUAAAAGGGCAUGACGGGAUUGUGUACGUUUAUGAAUCGAUUUAUGGAUUAGGCCGUAUUUUUCUUUUUUUUUUUCUUUUGAAUGAUUCUCGUACUGGGAGACCAUGUGCCUCCCACUGUGUCUAGUCCUCAGAAACGGAUGCUUCUCAUUAUUAUCUAUAUGGAAUUUGAUAAAUAUAUAUAUAAGUUUUGUUUAUAUGCAAAAAUUAUACAAUAUAUUAAUGACAAAUUUGGGAGGUUACAAACACUUCCAUUCGAAAACAAGUGUCAGGCUUCGCUUUCCCCUGUAUUUGCUUUGAUGUUGAUCUCGACUCUGCUUCAGGGCACCAGACCUUGCUCACUGAACAGCUACCAGUGCUUUACUUUGCCAUUAUUUAACUUGUGUACAUAAGUGAAGCUUUUGGGGUAGUACUUCUGGGGCAUGUUUUUGUUUUAGUUUUUUUGCUGUAACUGACGCCCGUUGCAGUGUGUUCAGUCGACUGAACACCUCCACGUUUCGCUUCGUUAACGUGACCCUGAACACUUUGUAUUUCGUAUGGGUGCCAUCCAUUUGCAUUGGAAUCCAAUUGUCAGUAAUGAUUUCCUAGCAUCUAUGUUGAAGAAAAAGGAAAAAUAUAUAUUUAUAAAAAUAUAUACUUCCGUAUAGCGAUAAAAUCAUCACCAGGAAAAAGCUUUUACGAUAACAGUGGUUAUAAACAUCCCCACAGGUACGGACGCACACACACACACGCGCGCAGGCACACAUGCAGACGCACACGCGCAUGCACACGCAGGCUGAAACACAGGCACACACGCAGACACACACACACACACGCACGCUGAAACACAGGCACAGUGGAGCACACAUGUACUGUACUAUAUUACCAUGCUUAGGAAUGUAUUGUGCAUUUUACAGGCCAUUUGUGUUAGAUUUUAUUUCCAAAUCUCCUUUAUUUACUCUUUGAAAUGUGCUGCCGCGGCAGACUAAAUUAAACUAAAUAAAGGUGCAUUAAUCCAGUGCUCCUUGUGGAUAAUGGUAGAAAUAUUUUUUUCUGUAUCUUAAUUGUCUUGGUCAGAAGUUGUAUCAAUAAAGGAGUUCUGAACAAGCAAACUUGUCACAGGCGUCAGGGUCCAAAAAGGGUAAAAGCACGUGGGUCAAAAAUGGGACAUGAAUACGGCCAUUACAGAUCUGAUUAUCGGAUACAAAAUCGUAAAAACCCGUUUCGUAUAUGUGUUGCUGUAUGUGUGUUGCUUUCUUACACUUCUCACUCAGGAGAUCUGGGAAAGAAAGUGUACUGGCCUGGAAAGGGAUUUCCGUGAGAGUUUUUCAGCUUUUUGGAGUUAACUGCUGUAGAUUGAUGGUAAUACACCAUGCUGUGGAUGGUGAAUUGGGCUACAUUGAAAUGAGCUGCUUAUGGGGGAAGAAUUGCACAUAUACAAUGCAAUGUUUCAUUUUGUUCUGUUAUACUGAGAACAGGUGGCGAAUCUGGCGUUGAGUGAGUAAACCAAUUUAUCUGUAUUCAGUAAAUUAUUUAGGGUGAAUAAAUGCAAAAAUAAUACUAAAAUGCUCAACUCCUGUUUAUUUUCCCAUGUUUUAUUUUUAGUUUUUAAGAAUCAGGAGAUCUUUGAUUGUCCCGUAAAUUAAAUGUAAACCUUUCAUCCGCUUCCUUGUGUUUCAUGACCAGCUUGUACUGUAUAUGCUUGUCUUAACGGGUGCGAUUGGGACAAGCAAUUUUUUUUUGUUCGCUGGCGUUCUGUCUUUAUGUGAAGUCCUCCGGAUUACUAAAUAUAAUGGCCACACUCUUGCCAUGGCACAGCUACGGUGUAUCUUAAUAUUUUCAGUGGUUGUGUUAUUCUCCCUGAUUGUGAUAUCUGCAAAGGUAUUCAGACAACUUAUUCCUACUUCCCACGCAUGUACGUAAUCAGGACUGUAUAACGUCUUCGUGUCUUCCCCACUGCGGUAGGAAUGUAAAAGGAUUCUCAUGGAGAGAAAACGAUUAACCAGCCAUUUGCUUGUGAGCCGCUGUACAAGUCUAAAAUAAAUCCCUCAUCUUGUUAGUCUGGUCAGUCAUUUACCUUUACCACUUGAAACAUGUUUUCAAUAUGUGUAGGAGUAAAACUGAAGACCUCUGCCACCACCCACUCCUCCAUUCUCAAGCAGCCCUUUACUGAAGUCUUUUGACCUAGAUGUUGUGUAAACUGUGUACCUUUAGUAAAUUUAUCUUUUGUACUGAAGCAGUCUUUGGGUUUCUAUUCCCGUGUCUUCUGACCUAGAGGACAGAGGGAGGUGAUAUUCCAUAGUCAUCUGUUAAUCUUCCCAGAGACAUGCACCCCCACCUUCAACAGGGACAACACUAUCAUUCAGCCCUUAAGGGAAAUCCAGGAGUGUUAACCCCAUAGCAGUCCGAUACAUUUAUGUGCAAAAGAAAUAGACGAUGAUAUUUGUUUAACGCUAGUGAAUGUUUGGAAUAAAGUGGGAGAUUGGAAA
Conger conger (European conger) is the source of this 8305-nucleotide messenger RNA. RefSeq names its product ubiquitin protein ligase E3 component n-recognin 1 (gene ubr1). The record is from RefSeq and is a predicted model, not a curated record. The transcript is spliced from 47 exons. Lineage: Eukaryota; Metazoa; Chordata; Actinopteri; Anguilliformes; Congridae. The coding region runs from base 276 to 5480 and encodes 1734 amino acids. Gene Ontology annotation, biological process: protein ubiquitination; ubiquitin-dependent protein catabolic process via the N-end rule pathway. Gene Ontology annotation, cellular component: cytoplasm; ubiquitin ligase complex. Gene Ontology annotation, molecular function: zinc ion binding; ubiquitin protein ligase activity.